Messenger RNA from Diceros bicornis minor, 6216 nucleotides. It is a transcript of the gene KLF3, whose product is annotated as KLF transcription factor 3. The transcript has 6 exons. Lineage: Eukaryota; Metazoa; Chordata; Mammalia; Perissodactyla; Rhinocerotidae. The record is from RefSeq and is a predicted model, not a curated record. Bases 1397 to 2434 code for a protein of 345 amino acids. Gene Ontology annotation, molecular function: DNA-binding transcription factor activity, RNA polymerase II-specific; RNA polymerase II cis-regulatory region sequence-specific DNA binding. Gene Ontology annotation, biological process: regulation of transcription by RNA polymerase II.
AGGGCCUGGCCCCUGAUGGCAAUAGCAGAAAUGGAAAGAAAAGUUGGUGAGGAGGGCUUAAAAGAUGGCCUCUAGGUUUCUGUGGUGAAUGACCAGAAAAUAAGGCAAAUGGGAGGUGAGGGGCCGUGGGCAGCCCUUUCAAGUCAGGAGCAACAAGGAGGAGGAUUUGGGUUUGGGACACGUUGAAUUGAUUCUCUUACAUAGCAGCGGUUCAAAAUGCUUUUCUGUUUCUUUCUGUUUACUUUUGAAGGGAGAGGGCAGUAUUAGCUCAUGGUUUCAUAUCCAGAGGUUCUGUGGCCCUAUGAGAUAAACUUUUCAUGGAGGAUCUUCAGGAGCUGAGGGAAUUACCGCCACCCUGACGAUCCUUUCUGGUUAUUUUUAAGGUUCCUGACAUCCCUGCUCAGGCUGGAAUUUCCAGGAACUGACUGCUGACCAGAGCUAAUUGGUCCCUCCCAGCCUCCCCCGCCCUCUAGGGUGGGGCCGCAUGGGUGGAGUCCCCUUAGGGUGGAGUGGGGUGGGUCUCGAGUGAUAGGACACCGAGCAGAGAGGCAGUGUGGCCUCAAGAAGCCCUUCUGGGGCUGAUUAUAUAACCCGUCACAGAAGAGCAUUGUGAGGGCUUAGGCAGGCCUUGCAAGAUAUGCACACAGCAGGAUCACAGAUUAUAGAUAUUUUUCAGUUGAUCUUGGGUUGCUUGCCCUUAAAACUAAAAUACAAAAUUGUCAAAGAGCAUUAAGAAGGAAAACAAGUGUGUAACCUUAGUAGAGAAAAUGAUUAGCAUUUGUUAAAAUUUCUUUAAGAAAGGUGUAAAACACUACUAAACAGGUGGCAUUGAACUUGAGAGUUUACCCAAAGGGUAUGGGCUUGGGUUUCCCCACCCCACCCCUGCUUUGCAGGGCCUCCUGUCUGGAAGUGUGUCGGGAUUCUGCUUGGUUCUUACCUUUGCACCUGUCCUUAUUUACAUGCAAAAUCUAUUGCUUCACUCGGUCUUUCCGAAGUACAGGGCGUGGGCAGAAUCUUAUCUGAAGCCAUGUCCUGUUUGGACAAGUUGGACUUGCCUUGGCAACUCUCCAUAGGGUGGAGCAGAUGGGUGGAGGCAGGAAAGUAAAAUUGGGUGGCUUGUUAGCAGAGAGAGGAGAGAGGGCGGAUUGUUUGCUCACUGGAUCAUUAUAUUUAAUCUGAAACUAAAUAAUUAACUUCUUUCCCAUUUACAAAACAUCUUGAUGCAAAAUAACGAAUCUAAUUUAUGAGGGGCAAAGAUUUAGAAAUACUCCGUGGAAUUUUUUCCUUUCAAACCAAGAGUAGAAGACUGAGGUGGGUGAAAAUCAUCGAGUGACAUGAGAACGGGACGCGUUGCCAGGCCAAACACCAGAGCACCCUAGAAGGCUUAACUAAAAGAAUGCUCAUGUUUGACCCAGUCCCUGUCAAGCAAGAGGCCAUGGACCCUGUCUCGGUGUCAUACCCGUCUAAUUACAUGGAGUCGAUGAAGCCUAACAAGUAUGGAGUCAUCUACUCCACACCGUUACCGGAUAAGUUCUUCCAGACCCCGGAAGGCCUGUCGCAUGGGAUGCAGAUGGAGCCAGUGGACCUCACCGUGAACAAGCGGAGUUCACCACCUUCUGCUGGGAGUUCUCCUUCCUCACUGAAGUUCCAGUCUUCGCACCGGAGAGCCUCCCCUGGGUUGAGCAUGCCUUCUUCCAGCCCACCGAUGAAAAAGUACUCACCCCCUCCCCCGGGUGUGCAGCCCUUCAGCAUGCCGCUGUCCAUGCCACCGGUGAUGGCCGCAGCCCUCUCCCGGCACGGAAUUCGGAGCCCAGGGAUCCUACCGGUCAUCCAGCCGGUUGUGGUGCAGCCCGUCCCCUUUAUGUACACCAGCCACCUCCAGCAGCCACUCAUGGUCUCCUUGUCGGAGGAGAUGGAAAAUUCCAAUAGUAGCAUGCAAGUACCUGUAAUUGAAUCCUAUGAGAAGCCUAUAUUACAGAAAAAAAUUAAAAUAGAACCUGGGAUCGAACCGCAGAGGACAGAUUAUUAUCCUGAAGAAAUGUCACCCCCUUUAAUGAACUCAGUGUCCCCCCCGCAAGCAUUGUUGCAAGAGAAUCACCCUUCAGUCAUAGUGCAGCCUGGGAAGAGACCGUUGCCUGUGGAAUCUCCAGACACCCAGAGGAAGCGGAGGAUACACAGAUGUGAUUAUGACGGAUGCAACAAAGUGUACACUAAAAGCUCUCACUUGAAAGCACACAGAAGAACACAUACAGGAGAAAAACCCUACAAAUGUACAUGGGAAGGAUGCACAUGGAAGUUUGCGCGGUCUGAUGAACUAACAAGACAUUUCCGAAAACAUACUGGAAUCAAACCUUUCCAGUGUCCAGACUGUGACCGCAGCUUUUCCCGCUCUGACCACCUUGCCCUACAUAGGAAACGCCACAUGCUGGUCUGAAUGCCGCCGUCUCCCACCUCUACGCGGCUCCCCACUCUCCCAGCUCUCUCUCUGUCCUCCUUCCAUUAUCUAACUCGUUUUUUACAUGUACGUUUUAAUUUUGAUUCAGCUGGUCUGAAUCUCUGGAUUUAUAUCAUUCAAACUUCCAUAUGGUCAGUAGUACAUACUCUCUAAUCCUUCCUCUUCUUACCACGGGUCAGACCUAAAGAAUGUGAACACUCUUUUUUUUUUCCGGGGAUGCUAAGCAAACCCUUCUUACAGAUACGUUUAAUGUAAUGAGAACAAGGGAACAUGUAAACUAACAUCACCAAUUGUCAGUUUCUCCAUGUAUUCCUCAAAAGAAUGUCAAAGUAAAUGUAUGAGAAAUACAGUAUCCAGCCUGCUAGUCCUUGCCAGAGACUUCAUACCUCUGUGCCCUGUGAUCGCAUUUUGUGCUUGACAGUGGAAAGAAGGGUAGACCCUUUCACAGGUUAGCCAGAAGUGCAGCAAGAUUUCAGGCCAGAACAACCAACUCUUCCAUUGUCCUUCGUAAAUCUUGCUUGUAAACUUGGAUUUAUCACUUCAUCUAAAUUAAGUCCUUUACCCACCUUUGUGCCUGCAGCUAAUAAGGAGGUCUUUGCCACCAUUGGGAGAGGAGCGAGAGCUGCUGAUGUAGGUGGAUGAUGUCUGUCAGUUCAAGGGAUGGAUGCUGUACUCGCGUAGCAUGGAGUCGGAGGGAAGGGGCAUUGAACAGGGGUUGGGGGGGACAAAGGAGGAAGCUGGCCAUUUCUCCUGGGCUAGGGGUUCUCGAUGUGAUUUCCUCAUUUGGUUAGUUGUGCAGUGCAUUCCCAGAGCUUCAAUCUCUGUGCACAUUCAUCUGUGCAGAACCAGACUGCAAAGCCAAAUACCAAUGGGUUAUCCACACACCUAUCUCCAUUCCUACAAUGGCCUUAAUCUGGGUCAUCAAGCAUUGAUAGUAGGGAUGCCACAAAAAAAUUUACUUAGUAAUGGUAAAAGAUCUUUUGGGUAAGAAUAUGGAUGGCCUUUCUUUUACCCAACACACUUAUAGGUUUUUUUGCAAACAGGGAAAUGCUGAGUGGUAAUUGUAUUCCCAUAGCAAAUUAAUUAUACCUUUCAUACAGAAACUCUUCUGUGUGAGCUGUAAAGUGCCAAAUUGGCUGUCAUUUGUGUUCAUGACACAUAUCAUAAAUAAGCAUCUGCUAAUGCUUUAGUAGAUUCAUUCAAUUUAAGACCUGAGUGACACUAUUUGUAAAUAUAAAUAGUUGUGAAGCGCACAUACCUUUAUUUAGGGAGCAGAUUUCCGAAAAAUAUAGAAAACUACAGUUCAGGGAUUCAAAUAUGUAGCUCAAAAAUUCCCAAACGUUUACUGCUGGAGGUGGCAAUCUCCUGUCACUAUCGAGUAUCCUGUCAGAAGAACAAACUGCAAAUGACUCGUGUUUAUGGUCAAGAUAAAUGACACCAGUAUUUGGGGGAAGUUUUUCAAAAGCAGGCUUUUGAGCACCAUAGUCUAAAUGCCGAUAAAAUAAUUCAUGCAUAGAAAUGCCAUUGGUCCUAAAUUUGAAAAAAGUGGGCAACGGUGGUCAAAUGUGGGUGCAUACAACCAAAUGCGCCUUCAUCCUUCCAUAAAAGAUGGAGAAGAGAGAAGAAUGGAAUCCUGAAGAUUCAUCCCAGCCACAACUCAGGAUCCAACACAACCUUAACUGGGAGGAAUACACUUACUGCUCUUAAAACAUCAGUGAAUGAAUCAUUCUGGAGGCCUUCAAAAUUGUGUGGGGAGCUUGCUUUGAGGGCACCAUGUUAAUAAAAGUUAGUUGUAGGGACUGUGUACCUAAGAGAUCCCACCCAUCAGCCCUCUGAACCUACUGGAAGGAAAUGUAGUUGAGAAAUGCAAAGUAAUUUGUUAUCUUGGCACUUGGUUUUUCUUUUAUUUUUUAAGCACUGCAAAAUUUGUUUAGAAUAUUAAAAACAAUCUAAUUGGGCUUUUUUUUUUUUUUUUUUUUGCAACCAUGACAUGAAUUGAGGGAUAAAAAUGGCUCUUGGAAAAAUAGGUAUUGUCUGUAUUGUAAAUGCUUAGUCACAUUCAUGCCAAAGUGUUUAUUUCUUGAAAUGGUUCUUCCACAAUACAUGGAAGAAUUAAGUAGGAAUGCAAGGAACUUUUUUGUUUUGAUGGAGAUAACCAGUUUAUAUGUUCCAACCCAUAUAAAAGGUGGGAAAAGGGGCGAGAAAGGGUAGAAUUGAUCUUCUUUGAAUAAUCAGCUUUGAGUCUGAGUCCACUUAAUAGAAAGCUUCAUGGGUUCUCAUGAAAUUUGAUGUGUUUGCUAUGGUAUAUUUAAAUUUGCUCAAAAGAAUAAGUAAGACCCUGCAAAGACUCUGUGACUAUUCAGCUUGCUUAGAUUAUGUUAACAGUUCAUUAACAAAGAUCCAUUUUAUCUCUGUAAGAAAAGCAACACAGAAAGGCCAUUCUCUGUUCCCAUGCUGGUCUAUAUACUUCAGUUACCAAUUGGCUCUUACCAAAUUUUCUUUUUUUAUAUAUAUUUGUAUUUUACUAUGAUAGUUGAGAAAUUUAGUCUCUUAGUCAUUCUUAGCUGUUAUUGAGGAAGACCUCAAAUACAAGAUGAAAUGCCCUUGAACAUGUGGUUUGGAUGAUGUGCCGUGUUACUAUCAAUGGUGAUUUUAAUUGUAAUAUGUUAAAUUGAUGAGAAUGAUUUGUAAACAUGAAGUUAGUAUUGUAUAAAUUCCAUUUGUUAUAGAAUUUCUUUGAUUAUCAUCCAAGUGUCAACUUGGAAAAGAAGUCAGAAAAAUUAAAUCUGAAUCCAUCAUAUCUUAGAGUUCUAAAAUGUGAAUCUACAUCAUCAAUGGGCAUUAACAUUCUAAAUCACCUGGUUUGGAGAAUGUGUUAGCAGUAUAGCUAUGUUCAACUAAGGAAUUGCUAAGUACACAAGUUUCAAGAGCCUUGGAACAGAUUUACAGGGGAACUAUAUAUGUACAUGUAUAUUUUAUUAAACACCCAUCUGCACUAUCAGUGUUGCACUAAUGUGGAAUCUGAAAGACCAUAUUGCUGAUACUGUAUAUCUGCACAUCAUUCUUAAUUAGAUUGUUUUAGACAAUCUUAAAGAUCUAAUGUUUUAAAAUAAUUUGGUUGAUUUGAAAAUAGACAGUCAUCUUGAAGGAAAUGCUGUCAUACAUGAAGUUGCUCAGAGUUGUCUUUAUUCUCUUCUUGGUCAAGGUUAACAAUUUCUAAAUGAUUGCAAAUUUACUUAAGAAAUAAUACCUUUACAAAGCCAUUUUACAUGCAUUAAACGAGGGCUACAACAAUACUAUGUUUUACAAAUACUAGCACUUUUUGUUUUUGUUUUUUUUGCUGUUAUGUACUUAGUGUUAGAGGGUCAAAAUAAUCUUUCUGCUUAGCAUCUCUUAAACUAUACCUGCAAGUAUAGCAGGAUUAUUACAUUUACAGUACUUUAAUACUUGUAUAAACUAUGCAGAAAUUUUUAAUAAAGUGUAAUAUAUUUUAUAAGCUAAUAAGACUGAGUGGGUAAAGGUUUUUAGCAUGCAUUAGUAUACUUGCAAAUACUGAAACAUUUUGGUAAUCUUUCUUACUAAAGAUGUGAAUGUUUAAUGUACCUUCUCUGUUUCUACUCUGUAGUCCAAUGGGAAUUCAGUAAUGACAUUUUGUCAUGUCAAACUGUGAACAUAAAUUUGUACUGUACAGUCCUCAUAUACUAUAUACAGUAUGCAAUAUAUGUAUUAUAUACUUGUUAAUAAAACCAUCAGAAUAUUAA